UCUUGGUCCUCCCAGGCCAGCAGGAUGAGGGGCUCUAGGCAAACAUUCCUUAAUUUAUUCUGCAUCCUCUGGCUCCCGUUUCUGCUGAAGGCUGCCUCUUCCUCCCCUCUCCCCCACGGAAAUGACCCACCACCCCCUUCGCUCCCCUCCGGGCUGCACAAAGGACAGACCUGCAUCGGAUGCGUGCUCGUGGUCUCUGUAAUUGAACAGCUUGCACAGUGGCACAACAGUACAGUAAAGGCAGCCGUGGAGACACUGUGCAACUACAUACCUGAAAAUCUGCAAGGUUUCUGUUACGUAUUUGCUGAACUUUAUGGACCACACAUAGCUGAACUUAUAGACAGGGAAAUGAAUGCCGAUGUGGUCUGCCAUUCCUUGAAGCUGUGUAAACAGGAUGCAGGACAACCGCUUUGUCAUCUCUACCCUCCUCCAAAGGUGGGGCUGAGUGCUGCAAUAAGGAAAGCAAAAAGGAUUAUGAAGACUUCCAAGGAUCUGAAGAGCUUCACAGGGUUCUCAAGUGUAUGUGCAUUUCCUCCUCUGGCUAACCUGUGUGAGAAGAUUAAAUAUGUUAUAAGAAAUAAACUGCCUUUUGAAGAUUUUGAUGGAGAUAAAUUUAGUACUUUCCCAACGUUGAGAGGCUAUCACUGGCGAGGCAGAGACUGCAACGACAAAAACACCACCGUGUACCCUGGCAGACGUCCUGAUAACUGGGAUGUGAAUAGUGACUCUAACUGCAAUGGCAUAUGGGGCGUGGAUCCAAAAGAUGGAAUUCCCUACGAGGAGAAAUUCUGCAAAGGUGCGGACUCGCAAGGGGUCAUCCUGUUGGGAGACUCGGCUGGUGCUCACUUCCACAUCCCUCCCGAGUGGAUGACCGUCACGCAGAUGUCAGCGGUGAGCAAUCGCGUCCGGCUUGCCAACACCACCCUGCCGCGGGUUGCC
Messenger RNA from Balearica regulorum gibbericeps (East African grey crowned-crane), 939 nucleotides. The record is from RefSeq and is a predicted model, not a curated record. Lineage: Eukaryota; Metazoa; Chordata; Aves; Gruiformes; Gruidae.